GCUGGUUUAUAGGGGUGCGUGGAAAGCAUCGGUGUUUCCACAGAACAAACAUGGGCUCCAAACAAGAGAAGACUUACUACCGCUGGGACCCCACCAUGACAUUCGUGGACAGGGAGGAUGAGCUGGACUUUGAGUGCAUCGGAUACACGUCCCCACGCGCCCUCAUGUCCUGUGGUCACGCGGUCACACCCAUGUCUCUGACCCGCUGGUGUCGUCGGCUGUUGGAAGAGGGUCAUUAUAAAUUUGUGUGCGGCCAUCCAAACUGUAAAGAGUGGUCAUAUGAGGAGGUUCGCAAGAUGGCUCUUCUGACCCCUGAGGAGACAAAAUACUUUGAAAAUCAGCUGUUUGAAAAUGCUGCCAAGGGUUACAUGGAUGUCAAAUGUUGUCCUGGGUGUAAGUAUGAAACAGUGAGAACUGACCGCUGGAAUCUGUGUGUCAAAUGUACAGUGUGCACGGUGGUGAAGAAAAGGAAUUUCCACUUCUGUUGGCAGUGUCUGAAGGAGUGGACGGGUUCUGUCCGUUCUGUCUCAGACCACUGUGACAACGAAGGAUGCACCAACGAGCAGCUAGAACUGCUGAGAACCUGUAAGGAGAUCACCUUCCAAGAUGUGAAGGGCGUCACUGGAUGUCCCUCUGUCCGUGCAUGUCCCACCUGUGGUGAACUGGUGGAGCAUAACACCACAAAAUGCAAAAAUAUAGUCUGCAGCCAGUGUAAGAUGGAGUUCUGCUUUAUUUGCUUGAAACUCACUACAGAGUGUUUGCAGACAAGCUCUCAUUAUAAGCCAUGUUCCAGUGGGGUGGCCCCCAGACAGACCUCCAUACCAGUGAGGUCCAGUAAAUAAUAUAAACGCCGUCAGACUUAGAGUUAAUUUGUUUAAAAUAGCAGAAAAUAACAGAACUUCUCUUAUGUGUGGUUAAGUAACGUAAACAACAAUAUUACUGGUGUGUGUUAUAUAUUAUUCCUCAUUUUGUUUUGAUCAUUGUAGACUUUUAAUAUCAUUACAUUUAUGCAGACAACACAUACUUCACAACCAUAUUAAGACACAUAAGUAUAAGCAGCAACUGUGGUAACAUCAUUGUAACAUCCUUUCUUGUAACUUAUUCAUAACAAUAAAAUGUGUUCUCAUAUUAAAAAAUAUCCUGCACAGAACAAUGAUCAGAAUAGAACAAGUAGGACCAAGGGUACUGUAGUCCAACAGCAUAUUUAAAGACAUCAAUUGACAUUUGUUUGACCUUUCAAGGUCACUCAAGGUCAAAGGUCAUGGCACUAAAUGAAAGCCCAUAUGUGACUUCCUAUUAUUGCCAAUUGUAAUUAUACCAAUAUCUUCAACUGUUUUCAAGUUCUAGCACUUUGAAAUGUGUCCCAUUAUAAACCAAUGGGGAUUUUAAACAUUUAAAAAAUUAAAAAAUCAAUAUUUCCCAAAUCUUUGAACAAACUUGGUAGACCUUACUAAAGAUAUUCCACAACAAAUAUCAAGUCAUUCUGACUGACAGUUUCGGAGAAGAAGAUUCCUGAAAAAUUGUUUAUGGACAAUGUACGGCUGGACCACUGAUACCAGUAGUCCAUCAGACCUGUCAGGCCGUUGGACUAGAAAGGAAAAAUAAGAUCCACUGAUUAUGAUGUAAUUGUAUCAAAAACAAGAAUAAAAACAGAAAUAUUUACCAAUUGUGUUUUUAAAGUGUGUAUGUGAAUAAUGGGGAGAAAAGUGUUUUUACCGAACAUUAAGAUUUCACAGUGAAGUUGACCUUUGACUUUCUGAAUACAAAAUGUUAUUGUUUUAUCAUUUAUUCUAAAAUAUAUGUGUGUAGUCUCUGAUAAUUCAUGUGUGAAUUCUUUCAUUACAACCACACUAUCUUAACCUUUGACUUUUGGUUUUCAUAACUUUGUCAGCUCAUCCUUGAGGCCAGGACAUCUGUGCCACAUGUAAAAACAUUUUUUCACACAGUUUUUGUCAUAUCACUGUUUAAAUGAACGCACUGUGUUAUUAUACAGAUAAGGUUAAAACUAUAUCUGUAAGCAGUUUUAAAUGGCUCAAACUGUUAAUCAUCUCGGACAGUGAAUUAAAAAAGCUGUUUGCACAUUUCAUCAAGGAAACACAUACAUGAGUGCCAUAGAAUUUUAUUUUUAUUUGUUUAUUUAUAUAUUACAAUUUUAUGCCCAUUUCGUCCAAUAGAACAAUAAACAACUUUACACACAUUAUUGGCUCAGUGAUGUGGACAAAUUAUGACAUAAAAAUCCUAUAGAAAUUACAAAUUCAUUGGAUAAACUAACCACUAUGAAAGUAAU
Sphaeramia orbicularis (orbiculate cardinalfish) is the source of this 2287-nucleotide messenger RNA. Its product is annotated as putative E3 ubiquitin-protein ligase ARI6. The transcript is spliced from 4 exons. NCBI's taxonomy places the organism in Eukaryota, Metazoa, Chordata, Actinopteri, Kurtiformes, Apogonidae. The coding region runs from base 51 to 842 and encodes 263 amino acids. The record is from RefSeq and is a predicted model, not a curated record.